CAGAGGUUAUUUUAAGGGUCUGUUCUAUCACAGCUGUUGUCUCAGGCCCCUCAGUGCUGCUGGAAUUUCCUCACCUUUUUCUCUGAGCUGCUAGCGUGAGACAAACUGCUCCAUUACCUUCUCCUGCUCUGUGGACUGAAGAGCUAUCGUAGUUAUCAAGCUCCAUAAAUAGAGCUGUGGUUUGGACCAUGUGCCGAGUGACGACAGGUGGAAAAAAAGCCUCUGUGAUGUGAUAAGCAGCAGUAACCGUCCUGAAGCAAUAAACCACGGAUAAACAACCAUCCAAUUUCUCCAAAGUCACUGGAGUUUCUGUGAACAUCAAGUGCUGUAAUGUCCAGCUUCCUUUAAACUGUCUGGAGUUCUUCCAUGGUUCUUCUACGGUUCCAUCAUGUUCCACUGUUCCAGAAUAAUGCAAAUAGAUGUUUUGUGACUGAACCUGAAUUAUAUCUCACUUUCAGACUUCAGUUAAAUGUAGAAGCUGAUUAACUCCACAGCUCCAGCUCUGACAUCAAGCAAGAACCUGCUCACACUUUUCUCCCAGGCUUCUUUGUCACGGUUGUUUUAUUUCUCAGAUAAUGGAGAGCAGUUCUCAGCCAUCUGAUGCCAGCGAGCAGGUCAGCAGUGUGGAGGAGAAACCUGUGGAUCCAAUGGAAGUGUUCAGCAGGCAGCUGGAGGACAUCAUCGAAACCUACGGUUCUGCAUGCAGCCUGCUGGAAGAGAAGAUCUCCAGCUUGGAGAAGGAUGAAGAGAACCUGGAGGAAGAGAGCAGGGAUGCUAACGCGGUGGUGAGCAGCAACCCAGAGACGGAACAAACAGCUAGCGGGCUUCUGGAAGGUCUGGAUAAAGAAGCUUCACUUCUGCUGCAAAGCCUAAAAGCUCUGAUGUCACCAGAGGAGAAAGUGGAGAUGGUGCUGAGGAAAUAUGCAGAGCUGCUGAAGGAGCAGAAGAAUGAGCAGGUACAGCUGAAGCUGCUUCAGAAGAAACAAGGCCUCCUGGUUAAACAGAAGGACCAGCUCCAGUUAGAGCACAGCCGUGGAAUCCUGGCACGCAGCAGGUUGGAGAUCCUCUGUCGAGAUCUUCAUGAGCACAACAAGACCCUGAAGGAGGACAUGCUGCAGAAGAGCCAGGAGGACGAGAGAAAGCGAUUGGAGAUCCACAGCCACUUCCAGAACACAGUGGUGGACAUCCAGGCCCAGAUCGAGCAGCACAGCAACCGCAACAACAAACUGUGUCAGGAGAACACUGAGCUGGCCAAGAAGCUGACCUCCAUCCUGCAACAGUAUGAGAAGAGAGAGGAGAGCUUGGAGAAGAUAUUCAAACAGAAGGAUCUGCAGCAGCAGUUGUCUGAUGCCAAGCUGGAAGAAGCUAACCUACGUCUGAAGGACGCUGAGGAGAAGCAUAAGAGGGAGAAGGAAUACUUGCUUAAAGAAGCAAUUGACAAAACAAAGAAAUGCUUCACAAUGAAGGAACAGGAGUUGCAGAUGAAGAAGCAGCUGGUGCUGUACUCUCAGAAGUUUGAUGAGUUCCAGGCCACGCUGGCCAAGAGCAACGAAGUUUACUCUGUUUUCAAACAAGAGAUGGACAAGAUGACCAAGAAGAUGAAGAAACUGGAGAAGGAGUCAAACUUGUGGAAGAUCCGCUUUGAGAGCUGCAACAAAGCUCUGACUGAGAUGAUUGCGGAGAGAUCUGAGAAGGGCAAAGAGCUGGAGCUCUUUACUGUGAAGAUCGAUAAGUUGGAGAUGUUGUGCCGAGCGCUCCAGGAGGAGAGGAAAGUCUUGUAUGAGAAGAUAAAGGAGAUCCGCCUGCAGACCACUUCGGCCUCACUGCCUCUGCCGGAUAUCACCGAGGAGGAGAUUCCAGAGCUCACCAUCUCAGAGCCGGUCAGAAACCCGGCUCUAACCGCAGAGAUGGAGAAACUGUGGAAGGAGCAAGCCCGUCUGCAGGAAUUUGCAGCAUCACUGUUGGCCUCAACUGCAGAGGACAUGGGCAGCUCCGACACUGAGGAGGAAUCAUCUGAACCUAAACUAGCUGCUCUUCCUCCUGUGCCUAGUAAGGCAAUCCAGUUAGACUCCAAUCAACAGAAAGAAGAACCACCCAAAGCAGAACCACCUAAAGUAGAACCACCUAAAGCUGAAGAACCCAAAGAAGAACCACCCAAAGCAGAACCACCUAAAGUAGAACCAUCUAAAGCUGAAGAACCCAAAGAAGAACCACCCAAAGAAGAGCCACCUAAAGUAGAGCCACCUAAAGCUGAAGAACCCAAAGAAGAACCACCCAAAGAAGAGCCACCUAAAGUAGAGCCAUCUAAAGCUGAAGAACCCAAAGCAGAACCACCUAAAAUAGAACCAUCUAAAGUAGAACCACCUAAAGCUGAAGAACCUAAAGCAGAACCACCUAAAGUAGAACCACCUAAAGCAGAACCACCUAAAGCAGAACCACCUAAAGUAGAACCACCUAAAGAAGAACCACCCAAAGCAGAACCAUCUAAAGCUGAAGAACCCAAAGAAGAACCAACUAAAGCAGAAGCACCUAAAGAAAAGUUAACCAAAGUGACAAACAAAAAUGUUGCAAAGGUAGAAACAAUCCAGCAAAACACUCACCCAAACCCAAAGAACCAGAAAAAAGCCAAAGAACCCAAAGAACCACAACCCAAAGAAGUGAAAACAGUAGCUCCUGAAGUCGAUUCCAGCAAGCAUGAUCUUCACCCAGAACCAGACCCCAAAGCCGAGUCUACUAAACAAGUUCUAGGGGCAGAAGCGGAAGCAGAACCCGAGGCUUUGGGUGCAGGAGCAGCAAAACCACAGAACCCCAAACCCAGCGCUAACAAACCCCACGGCAAGAAACCCAGCAACCCCAAAAAGAAACCUGCAGCCAAAUCAGCCAAGAGGAGCUGAAGAGAAGAAGGUCAUGGAGUGUGUGAUUCCUCUCGAUUCCUCUGAUUCCUGAUUUACAGUGUGUGUGUGUGUGUGUUUCUAUUUCUCUAUAAAGCUAAUUAAAUAGAGGUGUUGUUUA
Hemibagrus wyckioides is the source of this 3012-nucleotide messenger RNA. It is a transcript of the gene txlnba, whose product is annotated as taxilin beta a. The transcript has 10 exons. Bases 576 to 2894 code for a protein of 772 amino acids. NCBI's taxonomy places the organism in Eukaryota, Metazoa, Chordata, Actinopteri, Siluriformes, Bagridae. Gene Ontology annotation, molecular function: syntaxin binding. The record is from RefSeq and is a predicted model, not a curated record.